AUGCCACACCAGAGCCUCGGUUUCAUACUGGCUGACAAUGGCUUUGACGUGUGGUUGGGCAACGUCAGAGGCACGAAGUAUUCACGUCAUGUCUUCCUAAACAAGAUAUACAGGAAGUUUUGGGAUUUCAGCCUUGACGAAAUGAUUAAGUACGACUUACCAGCGCAAAUAGAUUGGAUACUUCGCCAGACCAAGGAAAACACUCUGCAGUUUGUUGGAUGGUCUCAAGGAGGUGGCAUUAUGUUCGGGUUGCUUGCCGACAAGCCCGAAUACAACAAAAAGGUUAAAUUCUUCCACGCUAUGGCACCGGCGGUUUUCAUGGGUCCUCAUGACGGCACCAGUAAAAAAACUGAUUAAGUUGACAGAUCGU
Messenger RNA from Dermacentor silvarum, 370 nucleotides. RefSeq names its product lipase member K-like. Lineage: Eukaryota; Metazoa; Arthropoda; Arachnida; Ixodida; Ixodidae. The record is from RefSeq and is a predicted model, not a curated record. The coding region runs from base 1 to 357 and encodes 118 amino acids. The transcript is spliced from 4 exons.